Eurypyga helias (sunbittern) is the source of this 2673-nucleotide messenger RNA. RefSeq names its product eukaryotic translation initiation factor 4 gamma, 3 (gene EIF4G3). Gene Ontology annotation, cellular component: eukaryotic translation initiation factor 4F complex. Lineage: Eukaryota; Metazoa; Chordata; Aves; Eurypygiformes; Eurypygidae. The record is from RefSeq and is a predicted model, not a curated record. The transcript is spliced from 19 exons. The annotation marks the transcript as partial. Gene Ontology annotation, molecular function: mRNA binding; translation initiation factor activity; protein binding.
GCAGUGGUCGCUGGCCCCUGUCUGUCGGGGGCCAAGCUGCCCGAGGGAAGCGUGUCUGGUGUCUUCGUGUUCCCUCUGACCAGGCCGGACGGUGUGUCGGGUCGGAGGGAGUCCGAGCAGCCGCAGGAGGAGCCGCUGAUGUUGUUGAAUGUUGGACCGAGGAGAUCUCAGCCAGGCCAGAGGAGAGAGCCCCGGAAGAUCAUCACUGUGUGUGUGAAGGAGGACGUGCACCUGAAGAAGGCAGAGAACGCCUGGAAGCCGAGCCUGAAGAGAGAGAGCCAAACCGAGGACCCGGAAAACGUCAAAACGCAGGAGCUGUUCCGCAAGGUACGAAGCAUCUUGAACAAGCUGACGCCCCAGAUGUUCAAUCAGCUGAUGAAGCAGGUGACAGACCUGACGGUAGACACGGAGGAGAGGCUGAAAGGAGUCAUCGACCUGGUCUUCGAGAAGGCCAUCGAUGAGCCCAGCUUCUCGGUGGCCUACGCCAACAUGUGCAGGUGUCUCGUGACGCUGAAAGUGCCCAUGGCCGACAAACCUGGGAGCACAGUAAAUUUCCGCAAGUUGCUGUUAAACCGCUGCCAGAAGGAGUUUGAGAAGGACAAGGCGGAUGACGACGUCUUUGAGAAGAAGCAGAAGGAACUGGAAGCUGCUACCACUCCGGAGGAGAAGACACGGCUCCACGACGAGCUGGAAGAGGCCAAGGACAAAGCCCGACGGAGAUCCAUUGGGAAUAUAAAAUUCAUUGGGGAGCUUUUCAAGCUGAAAAUGCUGACGGAGGCGAUCAUGCACGACUGCGUGGUAAAGCUGCUGAAGAACCACGACGAGGAGUCCCUCGAGUGCCUUUGCCGCCUGCUCACUACCAUUGGCAAGGACCUGGACUUCGAGAAGGCAAAGCCUCGCAUGGACCAGUAUUUUAAUCAGAUGGAGAAGAUUGUGAAAGAGAGGAAAACGUCUUCCCGGAUUCGGUUCAUGCUUCAGGAUGUCAUAGACCUAAGGCUGUGCAACUGGGUGUCCCGGCGGGCAGACCAGGGCCCGAAGACCAUCGAGCAGAUUCAUAAAGAAGCCAAGAUUGAAGAACAGGAAGAACAGAGGAAGGUCCAACAACUCAUGACCAAAGACAAGAGGAGACCAGGUGUCCAGCGGGUCGAUGAAGGCGGUUGGAACACUGUGCAGGGGGCAAAGAACAGCAGAGUGCUGGACCCCACCAAGUUCCUUAAAAUCACCAAGCCCACAAUAGAUGAGAAGAUUCAGCUUGUGCCUAAAGCCCAGUUGGGCAGCUGGGGAAAGGGCAGCAGUGGGGGAGCCAAGGCCAGCGAGAUGGACUCCUUACGACCAAGUGCCACUAGUUUGAACAGAUUUUCUGCACUGCAGCUUCCAGUCUCACCUGUAUCUGCCUCAUCCGCAUCCUCAGAACUAGAUUCUCGCAGGGCCUUAACGAGUCGCGGGAGCACGGGCAGGGAGAAGAACGACAAACCUCUCCCGCCUUCCCUCUCCCGUCCCAACACCUUCCUACGGGGCAGCAGCAGUAAGGAGCUGCUGCUCGACAAUCAGGCACAGGAGGAGCAGCGGAGAGAGAUGCUGGAGACGGUGAAGCAGCUGACGGGCGGCAUGGAGAUGGACAGAAACAGCACAGAGGCAGAGAGGAGCAAAGCCAAGGAAUCUGCCAAGCCAGAAGCUCCCCCAGCUCCAGCGCAAGAGAAGCCUUCGCUAUCCGAAGAGGAAAUAGAGAGGAAAUGCAAAUCUAUCAUUGAUGAGUUCUUGCAUAUUAAUGACUUUAAGGAGGCAAUGCAGUGCGUGGAGGAGCUGAGCGCCCAGAGCCUGCUGCCUGUUUUCGUGCGAGUGGGAGUGGAGUCGACGCUCGAGAGGAGUCAGAUCACCAGGGAUCACAUGGGCCAGUUAUUACACCAGUUGGUGCAGUCGGGAAAGCUGAGCAAGCAGGAUUUCUUCAAGGGUUUUGCAGACACCUUGGAGAUGGCGGACGACAUGGCCAUCGAUAUACCCCAUAUCUGGUUGUACCUAGCUGAGUUGGUGACCCCCGUGUUAAAAGAAGGAGGAAUCUCUGUGAGAGCACUCAUACAAGAAUUUAGCAAACCUUUGCUUCCUGUGGGAAGAGCCGGCGUCUUGCUUGCUGAAAUCUUGCACCUUCUAUGCAAACAAAUGAGCCAUAAGAAAGUGGGAGCCUUAUGGAGGGAGUCUGGCCUCAGUUGGAAGGACUACUUACCCGACGGGGAGGAUGUACCUACCUUUCUCAUGGAGCAGAAGUUGGACUUCAUGGAGUCUGACUGUUCCGGUUCCUCAGAAGCACUUUCCGAGAAAGACCUCUCUGCGGAAGAGCUGACCAAGCAGCUAGAGAAACUCAUUGUUGAGGACAAGGCGAACGACGAACAGAUCUUUGACUGGGUAGAGGCCAACCUAGAUGAGAGCCAGAUGAGUUCACCUACAUUCCUUAGAGCUUUAAUGACAGCAGUUUGUAAAGCAGCUAUUAUAGCGGACUCUUCCAGCUUCCGUGUGGACACUGCUGUUAUCAAACAGAGAGUGCCGAUCUUACUCAAGUACCUAGACUCAGACACAGAGAAGGAACUACAAGCACUUUAUGCACUACAAGCAUCCAUAGUAAAACUUGAUCAACCUCCUAGUAAGUGUUGCCCUGGGGGUGUGCACCUGGCAGCCUAA